GAAACAAAACAAGUAAUCAACUUAUCCCCCUUUCACAUAACACCUCCUCUUCUUCUUCUUCUUCUUUCAAACUAAAAAAAACUUCCUUCCAAAAUGGCUUCUAAACUCUGUGACUCAUGCAAAUCCGCCACCGCAACUCUCUACUGCCGCCCUGACUCCGCCUUCCUCUGCGGCGCUUGUGACUCCAAAGUCCACGCCGCUAACAAACUCGCCUCCCGUCAUCCUCGCGUCACUCUCUGUGAAGUCUGCGAACAAGCACCUGCACAUGUCACGUGUAAAGCCGAUGCAGCUUCUCUUUGCAUCACCUGUGACCGUGACAUCCACACUGCUAAUCCUCUCGCCGCACGUCACGAGCGUGUUCCCGUUACUCCGUUCUUCGAAUCCAACACUUCUCACUCUGUUAAAUCGCUUAACAACAACAAUAACAACUACGAUGCUGUUAAAGAUGAAGCUGAAGCUGCUUCGUGGUUGAUCUCUGAUCCGAAAGCAGAUCUCAACUCAUCUCCUUAUCUUUUCUCUGAUUCCGAAGCUAUUCCGUUUAUGGAUCUUGAUUACGGUGUAAUUGAACAUAAAAACGACGGUGUUGUUCCCGUUCACGGUAACUUCGAUCCUUUUGUUUCUGCUUACAAGAACAACAACGUGCACUUGCAUACAGAGUUAGAAACACCGUCACAGUCGCAGAUUAGUCAGAGUGUUUCAUCUUCCUCGAUGGACGUUGGAGUUGUUCCUGACGCGAACACCGUGCCGGAGAUAUCAAACUGUGGUUACGGGACGGUGGCGGUGGAUCGUGAAGCUAGGGUUAUGAGGUACAGGGAGAAGAGGAAGAAUCGAAGAUUCGAGAAGACAAUUCGUUAUGCUUCUCGUAAAGCUUAUGCGGAAACUAGGCCUAGGAUUAAAGGGAGGUUUGCGAAACGCACUGAUGCAGUUGAUUCCAUUUCUGGAUACGGCGUCGUUCCCACUUGUUGAUUUAUUUUUUGCUCUUGUUGAUUUUGUUGCUUCCUAUCUUCCCGCUGCAUUUUCUUUCAUGAUGUAUAUAACUUUUUGCUUGUUUAAUUAUGUAAUGUAAAGUUGCAAACUGACCUUGCUUGCCAAACGAUUGAUUUUCUAUGCCUUUUGGGGUGAAAUUUGCAUGUUGAUUAACGUA
Molecule: messenger RNA, 1144 nt
Organism: Medicago truncatula (barrel medic)
Lineage: Eukaryota; Viridiplantae; Streptophyta; Magnoliopsida; Fabales; Fabaceae
Product: zinc finger protein CONSTANS-LIKE 4
Exons: 2
Coding region: 94-966 (290 amino acids)
Biological process (GO): regulation of flower development
Cellular component (GO): nucleus
Molecular function (GO): zinc ion binding; protein binding; DNA-binding transcription factor activity
Source: RefSeq, a predicted model, not a curated record